AUGUUAAGGAGCGGUCUUCAAGUGUUUCGGGACAAAUGGAGGUCGUACAGACACCGAUUUGUACCUUGGAUUGCGCUGAACCUGUCUAAAAAUGAGAAAACUUUGCGGCAGGUCAAAGAGCGCUCAAAGGACAAAGUGAUCCCAGAUGAGGAGGUUUCUCAGACUCUCCUGAAUCUCUUCCAAGUCCUAUGGAAGAGUCCGUGGGCUGACCAUGUUGAGUUGCGGGCUGCCCAGGCUCACUUUCACAGACAGGUAACAAGUUCAGAUGACCAAAGUGGAGGGUUCCCAAAGAGCAGAGAUGAUGCCAUUGUCCAGUGUCUGGGCUUCUGCAUUGAUCGGUGUGCGAGCUCGAUGCCCUCUGCGGGAACUGGGGUUUUUGUUACCAGAGGUUUUGUACCCAAAGGGGCUACAGUUGCCAUGUACCCUGGCACGGUCUAUCAACCCUAUGAGCCAAUUCUCCUCCAGUCCAUCAGAAACCCCUUUAUUUUCAGGUGCAUUGAUGGUGUUUUGAUCGAUGGAAACGACAAAGGGAUCUCCAAAAUGAUCUACAAGUCAUGCAGUGGAAGAGACAGAGUAGGACCUUUCACAAUGAGCGACACCAGCUGGCUGACAGCUGCACCACAAAACCCACUUGCUGUGGGUCAGUAUGUCAAUAACUGUUCCAAUGAAUGGCCUGCUAACGUGUGUUACCAGGAGUACGAUGUGCCAGACUCUUUCCCCUUUGAGCUCCGCCAGUAUCUACCCAAUGUCAACUACAGUCAGGACUCACAGGGGCCUCUACGCUGUGUAGUGCUGGUGUCACUCAGAGACAUUGCAGUCGGAGAAGAACUGUUUUCCAACUACUAUACCAUUGUACAUUAG
Xyrichtys novacula (pearly razorfish) is the source of this 861-nucleotide messenger RNA. Lineage: Eukaryota; Metazoa; Chordata; Actinopteri; Labriformes; Labridae. The record is from the annotation of a GenBank genome assembly.